Coniosporium apollinis CBS 100218 is the source of this 1173-nucleotide messenger RNA. RefSeq lists its product as uncharacterized. The record is from RefSeq and is a predicted model, not a curated record. Gene Ontology annotation, molecular function: 2-oxoglutarate-dependent dioxygenase activity. NCBI's taxonomy places the organism in Eukaryota, Fungi, Ascomycota, Dothideomycetes. The transcript is spliced from 2 exons. The coding region runs from base 1 to 1173 and encodes 390 amino acids.
AUGGCUCCGACAUACGAUCCACAAGCGGAUCCUUCUGCGGCUUCUAUUACGGAGCUCAUCACCUCCUACCAUGAGCUCAAUUCUCAAACAAUCGACGAGCUCGACGAACAGCCCAGUCCCCUGGAGUUUAUGAGAUAUGUCGCCCGCAACCGCCCACUCGUAGUCAGAGGGGCCGCCGUCGACUGGCCAGCCUGCAAGAAAUGGAACUUCGAGUUCCUCGCCAACGGAGAAAUGGGCGGCGGAAAUGUCGGGGUGGCUAAGACACCUCACGGCGACGCCGAUGCACCCGUCGAGGUUUCUGGCAUGGGGCUCUGUUUCGUUCGGCCUCACUACGACAGCACAGAGUCUCUUGACAACGUCCUGGCAGAGAUCCGAGACCAGGAGGAGGACAAAGAAAGGGGGAACUCCCAGAUGUACGGCGCGUACUACGCCCAAACGCAGAACAACAACCUCCCAGAGGAGUACGAGGAACUAUACCGCGACGUCCCCGAGUCCAUCCCUUUCGCGCGCAUAGCGUUGCAGAAGAAACCCGACGCCGUGAACAUGUGGAUCGGCAACUCGCUCAGCACGACCGCGCUCCACAAAGACAACUACGAGAACAUCUUCGUGCAAAUCCUCGGGCAAAAGCACUUCGUGCUGCUCCCGCCAGUCGAGUCCGCCUGCGUAAACGAGCAGGAGCUCCCUGACGCGACCUACGUGCGUUUCGACGUGCCCCAGGAGGUCUACGACUACAACGACGCCCACGGUAUCCGCGACACGGUCAAUCUCGAGCCUGAACUCGACGACCCGCCGACAAAAACGACUUUCCCGACUUGGGAUCCUGAUAAUCCCACCCUGCGGCCUACGCCGUUCUCGCGUUUGUCUAGGCCCAUGCGUGUCACGCUCGAUGAGGGAGAUAUGCUCUAUCUUCCUGCGUUGUGGUAUCACAAGGUCUCUCAGACCUGUAAUAAGAAGGAGCGCCUCUGCAUCUCGGUCAACUACUGGUACGAUAUGGAAUUCAGCGGCUCGUUCUGGUCGCUCUGCAACUUCGCGCGGAGUGUUGGCUUGUCGGCCACGGCUACGGCGGCUGCGGCUACGGCUGCGGCGACGGCGGAACGGGAAGCAGAGAAUAGACGGACGGAUGAAGCGAGAGAAGAACAGACACGCGACGCCAUGCGGUGGGAUGACGAUUGA